AUUUAACAGCAGAGGCGUUACACACCCAACACUUCCUGCUUUCAUUUCAUUCGUGUAAACCGACCGUUUCCUUUUCUUCUCUCAGAAGCGCUACAAGCGCUGGUACUGGACUGUUGUUUACAACGAAUAUGGCAGUUGCAGCUGAACAAACCAUUGCCUUCAGUGCAGGCAGUCUCCCGGGGCCACACGUAAAGAAAGUGAGAUUUACAAAUUCUUACCCAUUUGUGAAGCCAGAUCUAAGGGACGAGCAACAGCAGGACUCUGUGGAAAUAUUCAUAACAUUUGGGAAAGCCUGUCUAAAGAGUUUUAAAAAACGUACCCGCAAAAGUACUGAGCAGAAAGACACCUUAACUGUUGAUGAGUCAAAGCAACUCAUCAGAGAGCUGGCUGCUGAACUGGACAGAGUGAUACAGAGAAAGAAAUGCUGCUUGAUGUCAGGGAAGUUGAGAAAUAAAGGAUCCAAGGAGGAACAGCAGUAUUAUUUUUUGCAGUGGGCAGAAGAGCUUGAGCACUUGCAAACAAGGAACAAGGAAGAACAGACACCACAAACCUUUUCAGAGAAUGUUUGGGACAGAGAAAUGAAAGUAAAGAGAGCCAAAAAAAUGUUGUGCAACUGGUCUUGGAAGCUAAAAAAAAUGAAACAGAAUUCAGUAUGUCUGGAGGGUGAAUGUGAAGAAACUCUGAGGGAUCUUCACGGACAGUGGAAAAAGCGAGAAUCCAGCAUACUUCCAGUAAUGGACUGGAUGAUGUGGACUGUGCUGCAGUCAAAAAGCUCUGAGAAUUCAGCUCCUAAACAGUGGGUGAAGAAUAAACAGGGCUCAAAAAAUCCAGCUGGACUGCAGAUUCCUAACGCAGUUUGGAAUUGGAUUACAAAAUUAAAAGCUGAUGUCAUUCUGGAUCCAAACACAGCCAACCCGGACCUCCAAGUCUCUGAAGAUGGAAAAUAUUUAAUAGCAAAAAAAUACACAGGUCUGGAUUACUGGAGAGGGUUUCAAAGAAAGCGAUGUAAAUUUGAUGGUUGGACUUGUGUCCAAGCUAAGGAGGGUUAUAAUGCAGGUAGACAUUACUGGGAGGUCGAUGUAAAGGGCAAAUGUGAGUGGCGUGUGGGAGUGGUGAAGGAAUCUGCCCCUCAGCAUGGCUUUAUCUCAAUGAACACAAAAGCAGGAUACUGGAAUCUGCGUCUGCAGCUGGGAACUUUAAUAGCUUUGACUGAACCCGUCACUAAACUCAAUAUGCUGAAACCAUGUAAAAUAGGAGUUUAUCUUGACAUAGAAGAGGGCCAUGUAUCCUUCUAUGAUGUACAGAAAAGGAGACAUAUCUACACCUUUAAUACAGAAUUUAGUGGGACAGAAAAGAUUUACCCAAUGUUUGGCACUGUUGAGACAGACACAGCAUUGGUUAUUUCAUCAUUAAAUACAUGUCUUAAUAUAAACCACAAAAAAUAAAAAAUAUGGGCCCUCUAAGGGCUCUAUCAUGCACCUGGUGCAAGACGCAGUUCUCAUUUUCCAGUCCAGCUCCGCCACGUAAUUUAACUAGCAAAUGUAUUAGCAAAUGCAGUAUUUUUUUUUGUUAUUUUAAAGAGUGUUAAGUAGAAAAUGCACCAUAUGCCAGUGUCAUAUGCCAGUGAGGUGGCUCUGGGGCUGCCAAAUCAACAUCUGAUUGUAAAUAGCUAUCUGCCAUGGUGCAAGCACAACUUCCAUUUAAAGGGAAUGGGAGACGACACUCUGAUUGGUUUAUUAAACGUUACGCCCAAAAAACACCCAUUACUUAAGAGAAUCGGGACAACUAACUUUGACUAUGCGCACAGACCUCUUUCCUGUUGAUAAAAUAGCAAAAAUGUUUGGGUAGAAGAAGUCUGACACCAUACAUAUCCUGUGCUUCAUGCCCUGCUCGCGAUCAGUGGGCCGGGACGGGUCCAAAGAUGAAGGGGUUUUAGGUGAAUGUGUGUGACCUCUCUUCCUGUGGCCCAUGGUGAGGUGAAGUCUUCAGUGCUCUGUUCUUCAAAAGCAGGGAUGAACCUCUGGACAAAACAGUCAUAUUAUAUAAAGAGUGCAGUAUAUUGUGGUUGAAAACUUUACUACAGCACGGUAACUGCUGCUAAAUAUCCAUCCACCAUUUCAGGCUACGGUGAUGUGACAAUAAAGAUUUGUUUUAAUUGACGAACGAAAUAAAUUAAUUAUGAAAGUACAUUAA
Molecule: messenger RNA, 2193 nt
Organism: Puntigrus tetrazona (Sumatra barb)
Lineage: Eukaryota; Metazoa; Chordata; Actinopteri; Cypriniformes; Cyprinidae
Product: E3 ubiquitin-protein ligase TRIM39-like
Exons: 11
Coding region: 129-1445 (438 amino acids)
Molecular function (GO): protein binding
Source: RefSeq, a predicted model, not a curated record